AACUCUUCGAACGCCCGCGGGAAAAGCGAAGGUUCUAAGAGUCGCAGUUCCCGGGAUCAGGGCUUCGAGAGGUUCGGUGCAGGACCUCCGCGGGGCUCCCCCCCUCUCCUUCUUUUCAAUCCCCCGCCCACAGCUCGCAAGUUUAUCCAGGGCAAGUUCCCCACUCCCCCUUCAACUUGAACGCUCGCUGCCACCUCUUUCACUCCCUCCUGUUCCCUCAUUUCGUGCGUGUGAGCCUGCCGACUUAUUAAUUGGGACGUGUGCUGGGCGUCCCUGGUUUAUCUUUGUCCCCUGUGGGGAAUGUGGAAAUGGCCGGUGACAACAGUCCCGGAGUCUCCUUGUGUUGGCGACGUUUCGAGCUCUUACUGCUAGCGGCAGCGGCCACCGGACUAUGCAGCGGGGUCUCUGGAAUCAAGAAUCCCAGCUGCCACGAAGUAAGGACGGCGUUUCAGAUGCGGCAGAUCGGUCCCAUCAAGCUGGUUCCUGAUGUUCCCACAACUGAUUCCAGUUUACAGAUUUGCCAACAUAAAUCACCAACAUGCUGCACUAAGAAAAUGGAAGAAAAUUACCAAGCAGCUGUUAGAAGAGAGAGAAUAGAGAACACUCAGAUACUAAAUUUUGAACUGAAGUAUAUGAUUGUUGGGCACAUUACAGCUUUUCAAGCAGCCUUUGAGUCCCUGCUUCGUUUUGCUGAGAAUCACACCGCUUCUCUCUUUGAGACUGUCUACAGAUCCAUGUCAAAGGAGGCAGCUGAGCCCGUGAAAGAACUUUUUACAGACCUCUCUCUCUACCUCUUGGGUGCUCAAAACAGAGUGGAAAAAGCAUUUUUCCGGUUCUUCGACAGCCUCUUCCCUUUGGUUUAUACCCGCUUGAUAAACCCUGGCAUGACGGACUUGUCAGAAGAAUAUAUGGAAUGUCUGCGACAAACACGACAAGACAUCAAUCCAUUUGGGCGCUAUUCCAAAGAAGCUGUUAUGGAGCUAGCAAAGUCUCUGAGGGCAAGCAGAACAUUCAACCAGGCCCUGGGAAUGGGCGUUGAAGUGCUGAAUGCCACUGAACAUGCUGUUUUGACCAAAGAAUGUAUCCGAGGCCUUGUGAAAAUGCAGUAUUGUCCUCACUGCCAAGGUCUGACUCUCAUCAGGCCCUGUGAAGGAUAUUGCCUAAAUGUGAUGAGAGGUUGUUUUGCCAGUGUAUCUGAGCUGGACAUUCAUUGGAGGGAAUAUAUCUAUACCCUGGAAUACCUCACCAAUGAAAUGGCUGUAACUCAUGAUCUAGAACUGGCACUGCUGGGUAUUCGGUAUUCAAUCAAUGAGGCCAUUUUACAGGCACAACUUAAUGGACCCCAGCUAUCAGCGACUGUAGAUAAAGUAUGUGGACAUCCAGAAGAAAAAGAAGUGAAAUCUUUGCCAGACAGCAUAAUUCAAGCAAAGGAAAUAGAGAGACCACCUCAAACAAUGGCCCACUCAAUAACUAUUAACAAUAAAAGGAGUUCUCUGCCUCUGAAAUCUUCAAAGAAUGACAAAUCCAGAAGUUUGAAAAAAAUGUCUCGGGAAUUUAUCAGUUAUAUGAAACGAUCCAGAACUUUUUAUGCAUCUUUGACAGAAAGGCUUUGUGAAGGUGAUCUCGUGAUGAAAGACAGCUCAACUUGCUGGAAUGGUCAAGAUGUGGUAGAAAGUUAUACAAGCAGAGUGGUUACAAAUGGAUUGAAAGCCCAAAUGAAUAAUCCAGAGCUGGUAGUCAGAGGGUUGGAUCCACAGAUAAGUCAUUUAAUUGACAAGUUGAAACAUUUUAAUCAACUGGCAGCCCACACAAGUUUACAGUCCGAAAGUUGGAUUGACAGGGAAGGCAGCAGUGGGAAUGGAAUGAGCAAAGAGACAGAAUCCAGUGGAGACUGUGAUGAUGAAGAUGGAUGCCAAGGAUCAGGUGAUAAAAGCUACACAAAAGAUGUUUUUAGUGUGAAAUCAGGAGUCAGAAAUGAAACCAUACUAAUAAUGGAAAAGACGGACACCACAUCCACAACUACAAUAAAAACAUUUUCCAUUUAUAAAGGGGACAGAAAUCUGGGUACUCAAGCAUCAAGUUCUUGGUUCUUUACAAUUACCAGCCUUGCAGUUUGGUGGCAUUUUGUGUCAUAGCUGUAUUACACUGCAGUAACUAUGCAAUUUCUGUGCACCAUCAUAUAUACCUUCAGCCUUAUCCAAGUGAAAGCAAACUUAAAUUGGUUUCAAAAAUUCUAUGCUCUAAUAUUAUGUGGUAUGUUAAUUUAAGUCCUAAGUAUUAGUCUGGGACUGGCUACCAACAAGGGUCAAUUUGUACACAAUUUGUCUCCAAUGUCUGGAGGUUUCUUUGAUUUGUUUGUUUCUUUGUUUUGGUACCAUCUCAACUACUCAACAUGGAAAAAGGAUGAAGACAGAAGAUUUCAGUAGGUUAAGUUAUUGUGAUAGGUACAGUUAAGAAUGUCAUAAAGUUAUACAUUAAUGUGUUGGCAUUUUUUCUCUUUUACUUGUCAGAUAUUGGACUGUUGUCUUCUUGAACUUCUAUGUUCCUUUAAAUAAUUGAAUUUAAUUUACAUGCCAAUAAUUUAUAUCUAUAGGGAUCUAUGAGUAUUAUAAGCAAAAUCGUAGUUUGAUCAAAUUCUGGUCAAGGCAUCAUAGCAUGCUUGAAUUUCUUUGUUUCUUUUCAUUAGAUUGUAGAAAGCAUAUGGUGUCUUUAAUGUAUUAUUAUACAGUAGUUCUUUUAACAAUUCAGCAAUAAAUAGAACUACUUCCCAAUUUAUUUUAAAACACUACAGAAUAGUUUCCCUGCUCAUGUAUUUCUUUAUUACAUACGUACAAUACCUGUCAUGCAAAUACCUGGUGAAUUAAAAAGAGAAGAGACUCUGAGAUGGCCAUGGCAAAAAUGGUUAUUGACUUGAUGUUGUAUAGCUAGAAUGAGGAACCAAUACCUGUGCUAUAAUCUUCUAUACUGUAAUACUAGCCAGCAUGGUUAGCAAUAAAGGAUGCACUCCAUGUUAGAGUAGAUUAAGUAAUAAAACAGCUUUCUGCAAGACAGCCGUUCAGAGCUCUGGAAAGAAGUACUUGUACACACCCUGCCAUUCGAUGCUUUGACGAGAAAGAAAAGAUGGGCAGAAAGAGAAAAGAAUGUGAUAAAUGGGGGGGGAAGAAAAAGAGAGAGAAAUAUGCCAUAAAUAUGCCAUAAAAGGCAAUCCUUACUUGUUUGAGAGUUCUGGAUCCACCCAUGUCUUCUUUUAGCUCCAUCCAGUCAAUUACCCUUUGACAUCAUGUUAUAAGACAAACGAAAGAAAAGAAAUGGAAUUAAUCCAUUACUUAAUAUGUCUCACAAAUAGAUGAUUAGGUUUAUUAGGAUUUAUAAACUCACUGUUUUAUGGAUGUUUGCAGAAUCCCCCCUUUUAUACAUUUUUAUGUAUACUAUAUGGAAUGUGAUCCAGAAGAUGAAUAUACACUUUCUUUGCUGCUGCUACUACUAUUACAAUCAUUUUCAUCAAACUACCAGGAAAAUUUACCUUUUUUAUCCUAAAAAAUAAUUUUAAAAAAUCUGAAGUGCAGCUUCUGUUUAUGAUGAUACACUAGGAGAUAAAAAUUUGAAAAAAAUGUCAACUUAUAAUGAUACCUUCUUUUUUGUAAAUAGUUUUUUACACUUUCCAGAAAAUUAAUGUGUUUCAUAAUAUGGUAAGAAAUUACAGUCCUGUUAUUAAUGAGAUGGAAGAAGGCUAAUUUGAGUAUUUUUACCUCAAUCCUCAAAAUACCAUUGAAAAUCUACAUACUACAAUCUCAGCACAAUUAACCAUUACAAAGAAUACCCAUUUAUAUUUACUGAAAAUAACAAUAACUCAUAUAACUAAAAAGCUGUUUCCAACGUAAAAAUAAUUUCUGUGUAAUUCCGUUUUAAAUGCUAUAAUGUAAAAUAUUUGCUUUUGAUUUACAUGUAUGAUAUGCAUGUGUACAAAAAUUACUUGCAAUGAUUUCAUUUGCAUAAAAUGUAUACUCAGUCUAGUAUACCAAUCCUAGGUACUAUCUGAUACAUUUAGGACAAAAGCAUAAAGUAAGACAGUAUGGGCAACCCUUGUUGCUGUUGGAGUUCUAAUGUGCACAUUCUUUUUUGUAUAAUGUUUUCUUUUAUUUACUUUUAAAAGUUUCCUUAUAUACCUUACAGAGCACUGCUUUUAAUGACUAUUUUCAGAAGACAUUGCUCUCUUAGUUUAAAAUUAAGUUACAAUCUAACUUAAUAAAACACUUUGUCGCUUUGAAUAUAGCAAAGCAUUUCAUAAUAUAAAAUCUGUUCCAUUCAAACGAAAUUUAAGAAUGCUCAUCUGCUGAUAAAAUUGUAUGGUAAAGUUUUAAUUCUCAUAGAGA
Molecule: messenger RNA, 4373 nt
Organism: Thamnophis elegans (Western terrestrial garter snake)
Lineage: Eukaryota; Metazoa; Chordata; Lepidosauria; Squamata; Natricidae
Product: glypican-5-like
Exons: 9
Coding region: 309-2135 (608 amino acids)
Biological process (GO): positive regulation of canonical Wnt signaling pathway; cell migration; regulation of protein localization to membrane
Cellular component (GO): extracellular region; plasma membrane; cell surface
Source: RefSeq, a predicted model, not a curated record